Messenger RNA from Manis pentadactyla (Chinese pangolin), 1528 nucleotides. RefSeq names its product gamma-aminobutyric acid type A receptor subunit delta (gene GABRD). The record is from RefSeq and is a predicted model, not a curated record. Gene Ontology annotation, cellular component: GABA-A receptor complex; neuron projection; membrane. The coding region runs from base 143 to 1501 and encodes 452 amino acids. NCBI's taxonomy places the organism in Eukaryota, Metazoa, Chordata, Mammalia, Pholidota, Manidae. Gene Ontology annotation, molecular function: extracellular ligand-gated monoatomic ion channel activity; GABA-A receptor activity; neurotransmitter receptor activity. Gene Ontology annotation, biological process: chemical synaptic transmission; signal transduction; regulation of membrane potential. The transcript has 9 exons.
CUCCGUCCGCCCUCGCGCCCGCGCCGCGCGCCCCCAGGUCCCGCCCCGCCUGUGCCGCCGCCGCCGCGGCCAAACAACUUCGCGAGCGCCCGAGACCGGCCGGACUCGGCGUCGUCCAGGUUCAGCUCCGAGCGCCGAGGCCAUGGACGCGCUGGCCUGGCUGCUGGCCCCGCUCCUGCUACUCUGCGCGCAGCAGCAUCGCGGUACCAGAGCCAUGAGUGACAUCGGGGACUAUGUGGGCUCCAACCUGGAGAUAUCCUGGCUCCCCAACCUGGAUGGCCUGAUGGAUGGCUAUGCCCGCAACUUCCGGCCGGGCAUUGGAGGCCCCCCGGUGAACGUGGCGCUCGCCAUUGAGGUGGCCAGCAUCGACCACAUCUCGGAGGUGAACAUGGAGUACACCAUGACGGUGUUUCUGCACCAGAGCUGGCGGGACGGCAGGCUGGCCUAUAACCACACCAACGAGACGCUGGGCCUGGACAGCCGUUUUGUGGACAAGCUCUGGCUCCCAGACACCUUCAUCGUGAAUGCCAAGUCCGCCUGGUUCCACGAUGUGACUGUGGAGAACAAGCUUAUCCGGCUGCAGCCAGACGGGGUGAUCCUGUACAGCAUCCGAAUCACCUCCACGGUGGCCUGUGACAUGGACCUGGCCAAGUACCCCAUGGAUGAGCAGGAGUGCAUGCUGCACCUGGAGAGCUAUGGCUACUCAUCCGAGGACAUCAUUUACUACUGGUCCGAAAACCAGGGACAGAUCCAUGGGCUGGAUAAGCUGCAGCUGGCCCAGUUCACCAUCACCAGCUACCGGUUUACCACUGAGCUGAUGAGCUUCAAAUCGGCCGGCCAGUCCCCCCGGCUCAGCCUGCACUUCCACCUGCGGAGGAACCGAGGCGUCCACAUCAUCCAGUCCUACAUGCCCUCCGUCCUCCUGGUCGCCAUGUCCUGGGUCUCCUUCUGGAUCAGCCAGGCAGCGGUGCCCGCCAGGGUGUCUCUAGGCAUCACCACGGUGCUGACCAUGACCACGCUGAUGGUCAGCGCCCGCUCCUCCCUCCCGCGGGCGUCGGCCAUCAAAGCGCUGGACGUGUACUUCUGGAUCUGCUAUGUCUUUGUGUUUGCCGCACUGGUGGAAUAUGCCUUUGCCCACUUCAACGCUGACUACCGGAAGAAGCCAAAGGCCAAGGUCAAGGUCACAGAACAGAGAGCGGAGAUGGACGUGAAGAACGCCAUUGUGCUCUUCUCCCUCUCAGCCGCUGGUGUCACCCAGGAGCUGGCCGUGUCCCGCCGGCACUGCCGAGCACCUGGGAACCUCAUGGGCUCCUACAGGUCUGUGGAGGUGGAAACCGGGGAGACCAAGAAGCUGGGGGCGCCCCGCGCAGGGGCCCAGGGAGGCUUCCGCGCGCUCUUCAAACCCAUUGACGCGGACACCAUUGACAUCUAUGCCCGUGCCGUGUUCCCCGCGGCCUUUGCUGCUGUCAAUGUCAUCUACUGGGCGGCAUACACCCUGUGAGGCCAGACUGUGGGCCUCGCAUUCCCA